GGACGUGAGGCCGCGGGGACCUGCUGACCCCUCGGAGCAGCCUGGCGGGGAGGUUGCAGCCCGGCGCGGAGCGGCAGAGGGGAGACCCGGAAAGCACAGCCCGGAGAGGAAGAUGCCGAGCUCGGACCUUUUGACGAUGGAUGAAGAAAUGGAGGCAUAGAUUGAUGAACUAAUUGAUCUGGUUGUACAGCAAACUAAUGACUUUCAGAGAUGACUAUCCAUAGUUCUACUAUUUCCAGGGACACAGUAUAUAGAUUGUUUUGAAAUAAACAUAAUCCUAAGUGUUAUAAUUAUAAAUUUUUGUACAGGUGCAUAUGCACAGAAAUAUAUUAUGAAUGCCUUUGAGCCCUACUUUGAGAUUUUGGAAGCAUAUUCCACAAAAGCCAAGAAUUAUGUAAACGGACAUUGCACCAAGUAUGAGCCCUGGCAACUGAUUGCAUGGAGUGUCCUGUGGACCCUGCUGAUAGUAUGGGCAUAUGACUUCGUCUUCCAGCCUGAGAGUUUAUGGUCAAGGAUUAAAAAGAAGAGCUUUAAGCUUGUCCGGAAAAUGCCUAUUAUUGGUCGCAAGAUCCAGACUAAGUUGAAUAAGACCAAGGAUGAUAUUAACAAGAGCAUGUCAUUCCUGAAAGUGGACAAGGAGUACGUGAAAGCCCUGCCAUCUCAAGGUCUGAGCGCAUCUGCCGUUCUGGAGAAGCUCAAGGAGUACAGCUCGAUGGAUGUCGCAUGGCAUGAAGGGAAAGCGUCCGGAACAGUGUACAGUGGGGAGGAGAAACUCACGGAACUCCUGGUGAAGGCUUAUGGAGAUUUUGCCUGGAGUAAUCCACUGCAUCCAGAUGUCUUCCCAGGGCUGCGUAAAAUAGAGGCAGAGAUUGUAAGGAUAGCUUGUUCCCUGUUCAACGGGGGGCCAGAUUCUUGUGGAUGUGUAACGUCUGGAGGGACAGAAAGCAUACUGAUGGCUUGCAAAGCUUACCGGGAUAUGGCCUUAGACAAUGGAAUAAAAAAUCCAGAAAUUGUGGCCCCCGCCAGUGCCCAUGCUGCAUUUGACAAAGCAGCCAAUUAUUUUGGAAUGAGAAUUGUAAGGGUUCCACUGAACAAAAUGAUGGAAGUGGAUGUUCGGGCUAUGAAAAGAGCCAUCUCCAAGAAUACUGCCAUGCUCGUGUGCUCUACCCCACAGUUCCCUCACGGUGUGAUAGAUCCUGUCCCUGAAGUGGCCAAGCUGGCUGUUAAAUACAAAAUACCUCUUCAUGUAGAUGCUUGUUUGGGGGGCUUCCUCAUUGUCUUUAUGGAGAAAGCAGGAUACCCACUGCAGCAACCAUUUGACUUCCGAGUGAAAGGUGUGACCAGCAUUUCAGCUGAUACUCAUAAGUAUGGCUACGCCCCCAAAGGCUCUUCAGUGGUGUUAUACAGUGACAAGAAGUACAGGAGCUACCAGUUCUUUGUUGCUACAGACUGGCAGGGUGGCAUCUAUGCUUCUCCAACCAUCGCGGGCUCACGGCCUGGUGGCAUUAGUGCAGCCUGUUGGGCCGCCUUGAUGUACUUUGGUGAGAACGGAUAUGUUGAAGCCACCAAACAGAUCAUCAAAACUACUCGCUUCCUCAAGUCAGAACUGGAAAAUAUCAAAGGCAUCUUUGUUUUGGGGAACCCCCAGUUGUCAGUCAUUGCUCUGGGCUCCCGUGAUUUUGACAUAUUUCGACUGUUUAACCUGAUGACUGCUAAGGGAUGGAACUUGAACCACUUGCAAUUCCCGCCCAGUAUUCACUUCUGCAUCACAUUAGUACACACCAGGAAACGGGUAGCCAUACAGUUUCUAAAGGACAUCCGGGAAUCUGUCACUCAGAUCAUGAAGAAUCCUAAAGCAAAGACAACAGGAAUGGGUGCGAUCUACGGCAUGGCCCAGACAACCGUCGACAGGAACCUGGUUGCAGAGCUGUCAUCGGUCUACUUGGACAGUCUUUUCAGCACAGACAGCAUAUCUCAGGGCGACCAGAUGAACGGCUCUCCAAGACCCCGCUGAGGCGGGACCCUGUCUAGCGCCAGAUGCCUUCUGACGGCCUUCAGAAGGCUUUCUGGGUGUGGAACGGGCCAUACACCUCCGUCAUCUGGUCUUAUUUCAUAAGGGCACAAGACGGAUCGCAAGACAGCUUGAUCCUCAGGAUUCUUAUUUGUCUCUUUAUUAUCCUUCUGUGGUUGAUAUACAUAUAUCAUUUUUUAAUGUGAAAAGUGCAAAGGAUUCUAUUACGUAAUUAUUUCACUCUUAAUGUAAAUGUUACUCUAGGAAUUAUUUUAACUCUUCUCUAACCUGUCUAACUUUCAGUUUUACUUAAAAUGUUGUGUGGCAGCUCUGAGCUGUUCUGAUCCUUGAAGGAAGCCAGUGUGCAGGUUAUGAGAGAGAAGGUGUUUGUUUUAGGUUGUUAAGAGUCGUCAGAGGAGAAGCCUUUGUGUAACAGGCGUUUUUUUCUGGCUAUGCAUCACUGAGCAGGAGGCUUUCAGCUCCCCUGAGUAGUUUAGUUCUCUCUCUCAGAGUCACUUAUUUCAACUGAACUUUUCCCAGAAUGAAGUUUGACCAGAUAUUCUGGUUAAGAGUGGUUGAGUGCAUUAGCUGUUCAUUCUGCGACAAAGGGCCUGUGCUUUCAGUUCCGUUUGAUACUCGGUUGCCAUCAGCAUUGAAGAUUGUUGGUUUAUUCAUGUAUCCAUUGACCAGGGAGAGAAUGCUUUCCAGAAUACCUAGGACUUGGACUGGUUGAGGUGCCGCCAUCUGAACUGGUAGUGUUCAAAGCAUACCUAAACCCUCUCCCGGGCUGGUGAUGGUAAAAAAUCAGAUCAUCUUUAUUUUUCUUGAGUAUCACAGUAGGAUGAGUACCCAAAUAGUCGCCACAGAUGGCUAGUGGCCCUUUCUUUACCCAUCGCUUUAAGUCAUUGUGAGGAUUUGUUUGCUUGAAGGAACAGCCAUGCCAUCUUCACAGGUUGCCUUAGCUUCACCCUACGCAGGUGUGAGGAGACGUGAGAGAGCCUCCAAGGCAAGGAAACUUGCUCUGUUGGUUUGCAUUUCCUUCAUGGCCCCCUUACUCAGCUCUCAAAGGUACUAUAGCAGUUUAGCUUCAGGUACUAGACGUGUUUCAACCCUGGCAAGGAUAAGAGAGACUUUCUGGACCAGAAAAACAUGAGAGUAAAUGUCAGUGGUGAUGUGGGGCCUGGGUUCCUUUAUAAGACUAUUUACUCAGGGUGGUACAGGGAAAGGCCAAACCCUGUGCCCAUUUCCGACCCUCUUUCUCCUCUGCACAGCGCCCUGACCUCGGCUGCGCCACUGUCCUACCCUUAGUGAUGACAUAACCUUGUGCCUUUCUCCUCAGCAGUGAGCCGUGGAGGGCCGGUGAUUCAGAUCCAGACCCUACGGGAAAUGAAUCAUGUCUUUGAGAUUUGCAUUUGAGUGAGGGAGUACUUGGGAAAAGUCAGCAGAAACUUUCAUCUAUUUCCUCUCCCUUCUCAGGGACUCUUGUAUAUUCCACCUCUUUAGGCUGAUAUCCUCUGGUCUCCCCCCCCCCCCCCAAUGCUGUCCUAGAAAGCAGAUAGCCAGAGAUUCUCCGCAGGCUCCUUAGCACUGCACUUCUUACGUGAUAGCUGUGACUAGCUGGCCAUGUCAUUUCAGGGCUCGUGGUGGUGGUGGUGGUGGUAGUGGUGGUGGUGGUGGUGCUGGUGGUGGUGGUGCUGCUGGUGGUGGUGGUGCUGCUGGUGGUGGUGCUGCUGGUGGUGGUAAUGUUAGAAGGAGAGGCUGAGGCCCUUUGUUCAUGGGAGUCACAUUUCUUUCACUUGUUGAGCUGGUGAGCACUGUGGUUGGAAUUGUGCCUGCUUCGUCUCCUGCUCCUCCAGGGCACUCACUGCAUUAUGCUGAAGGAAGUCCAGGGACCCAGAACCACCCAGCCUUCAGGCACCGCCAUGACCUGUCGGAGGUGGCAGUGCAGAUAUACACUCCAGAGGGUACAGUUGCUUCCAGUGAUCCCAGAGCCACUCUCUGUACUGUGACAAAACUGCUGGGGUGGGGGGUAGGGGCAAUAGUAUUUUUCAAAGGGACCUACUGUAGCCUUUUUAAUUAUGGUCGUGAGCCUUAGUUUGACUAAACACUUGUGGGCUUUGCAUUCUGUACGUAUCUGGUUGUAAUUACACGUAGUCUGACACAGGUGGGCAGAAUGUCUUAAUAACACCAUAUUGCUAGCAGAUGCCACAUGGCGUCUGCAAAGACUGCACUGUCUUGUCUCUGCAUUAGAAGUAGUUCUUACGCCACUUUCACUAUGACCAGUUUUAUACUUGAAAAUGGUACUUGCCUGUUUUAAAUCUUUUCGGUCUUUAACCCCCCCCCUUCCCAGCUCAAUGCACCCUUACUAAUUGCAGCAAUAAUCUCUCAAGAAGCAAUGAAGUAAGUAAAUGUCCCGAAUUAUAA
Erinaceus europaeus (western European hedgehog) is the source of this 4435-nucleotide messenger RNA. RefSeq names its product sphingosine-1-phosphate lyase 1 (gene SGPL1). The transcript has 16 exons. Lineage: Eukaryota; Metazoa; Chordata; Mammalia; Eulipotyphla; Erinaceidae. Gene Ontology annotation, biological process: sphingolipid catabolic process; carboxylic acid metabolic process. Gene Ontology annotation, cellular component: endoplasmic reticulum. The record is from RefSeq and is a predicted model, not a curated record. Bases 332 to 2014 code for a protein of 560 amino acids. Gene Ontology annotation, molecular function: sphinganine-1-phosphate aldolase activity; pyridoxal phosphate binding.